AUGGGCACGGCGUCGUCCCUGGUGCCUCCCGCGGCGGGCGGCGGCGGGGAGGUGAUCGAGGACACGUACGGGGCGGGCGGCGGCGAGGCGUGCGAGAUCCCGGUGGAGGUGAAGCCCAAGGCCCGCCUGCUGCGCGGCUCGCUCCGCAGGGCCGCGGGGCUGACGGGCGGCCAGCUCCAAGUCGGCGCCAGCUUCAGGUCGACGGGCUCGGCGGGGCCCGAGCUGGAGUGCGCGGCGGCCGAGUACGAGCGGCUCAAGAAGGAGUACGACAUCUUCCGCGUCAGCAAGAACCAGGAGCUGUUGGCCAUGGGCCGCCGCGAGGCCAAGCUCGACUCGGAGAACAAGCGGCUGCGGGCCGAGCUGCAGGCACUUCAAAAAACUUAUCAGAAGAUCCUGCGAGAAAAGGAAAGUGCCUUAGAAGCAAAAUAUCAAGCCAUGGAGAGAGCAUCUACAUUUGAACAUGACAGAGAUAAAGUCAAACGACAGUUCAAGAUUUUCAGGGAGACCAAGGAAAAUGAGAUUCAGGAUUUACUGCGGGCCAAGCGGGAGUUGGAGAGCAAACUCCAGAGGCUACAGGCUCAGGGGAUCCAGGUAUUUGAUCCUGGAGAAUCGGAUUCCGAUGACAACUGUACGGAUGUUACUGCUACAGGGACUCACUGUGAAUAUUGGACAGGUGGAGCCUUGGGCAGCGAACCGUCCAUAGGGAGCAUGAUCCAACUGCAGCAGACCUGCCGGGGCCCAGAGUUUGCUCAUAGCUCCAUCGACGUGGAAGGACCCUUUGCAAAUGUCAACAGAGAUGACUGGGAUGUUGCUGUGGCUAGUUUGUUACAAGUUACUCCCUUGUUUUCACAUUCUCUAUGGAGCAAUACUGUCAGAUGUUACCUCAUUUACACAGAUGAGACACAGCCUGAAAUGGAUCUUUUCCUUAAGGACUAUUCACCAAAACUUAAAAGAAUGUGUGAGACAAUGGGAUAUUUUUUCCAUGCUGUAUAUUUUCCCAUAGAUAUUGAAAAUCAAUACCUUACUGUCAGGAAAUGGGAAAUUGAGAAGAGUUCCUUAGUUAUUUUAUUCAUUCAUUUAACUUUACCCAGCCUUCUAGUGGAGGACUGUGAAGAAGCUUUUCUGAAGAACUCAGAAGGCAAACCACGCCUAAUCUACCACCGUUUGGAAGAUGGGCAGGUCAGUUCCAACUCUGUCCAGAGAUUCAUCGAUCAAGUUUCUCACCUGAACAAGGCCAGCAAAGCCAAGAUCAUUGAUCAUUCCGGAGACCCUGCAGAAGGGGUGUAUAAGACUUUCAUUUAUGUGGAAAAGAUCAUUAAACAGGACCUUCUUGGCUUUGAGAACGUGGAGCUGGUGACAAAGGAUGUGGGCAGUGAAGAGGCCCUUCCAGAGGAGGAGGGUUUGGGUGAUGUGCCAUGGGACAUCCAUGACGAACAAGAGCAAAUGGAAACUUUUCAGCAAGCUUCAAAUUCAGCCCAUGAGCUGGGCUUUGAAAAGUAUUACCAGCGGCUGAACGACCUCGUGGCUGCUCCAGCUCCGAUCCCACCACUGCUCGUAUCUGGAGGACCAGGUUCUGGAAAGUCCCUUCUUUUAGCCAAGUGGAUUCAGUUGCAACAGAAGAAUUCUCCAAAUACACUAGUUCUUUCUCAUUUUGUGGGGAGACCCCAGUCUACCAGCUCCGAGUCUUCCUUGAUUAUUAAGCGAUUCACUCUCAAGCUGAUGCAACACUCUUGGUGGGCUUCUACCCUCACACUGGAUCCUAUGAAGCUUCUGGAAGAAUUUCCACGUUGGCUGGAAAAGCUCUCUGCCCGCCAUCAAGGCAGCGUCAUCAUCAUUAUUGAUUCUAUAGAUCAAGUGCAGCAAGUUGAAAAGCACAUGACAUGGCUGAUAGACCCACUGCCAGUGAAUGUCAGAGUAAUUGUCUCUGUGAAUGUGCAAACAUGCCCUCCAGCAUGGAGGUUGUGGCCAACACUUCAUCUUGAUCCUUUAAAUCCAAAUGAUGCAAAAGCUAUUAUAAUUGCAGAAUGCCAUUCUUCGGACAUCAAAUUGAAUAAAGAGCAGGAGAAGCAGCUGGAACGACACUGUCGUUCCGCCACAACUUGCAGUGCCCUGUAUGUCACCCUUUUCGGCAGAGUGGUGGCUCGUGCGGGGAGAGCAGGAAACUUGGAUAAAAUCCUUCAUCAGUGUUUCCAGUGUCAAGAUACUAUUUCCCUGUACAGACUGGUCCUUCGGUUCAUCCAGGACUCCAUGGGGAAUGAGAUGGACAAAGAACUCAUGAAACAGAUUCUCUGCCUUGUAACUGUCAGUCACAAUGGCGUGAGUGAGUCUGAGCUAAUGGAUCUUUACCCCGAGAUGUCCUGGGCCGUCUUAACCUCCCUGGUGCACAGUUUACACAAGAUGGGUUUGCUGACCUAUGGUUGUGGUUUGCUCAAGUUUCGACACCUGCAGGCAUGGGAGACAGUGAGGCUGGAGUACCUGGAAGGUGGGCCACUCAUCUCCUCCUACAGGCAGAAGCUCAUCAACUACUUCACCACACAGCUCAGCCAGGACCGUGUGACGUGGAGGAGCGCCGAUGAGCUCCCCUGGCUCUUCCAGCAGCAGGGGAGUAAACAGAAGUUGCACGAUUGCCUUCUUAAUCUCUUCCUGUCUCAGAAUCUUUAUAAAAGGGGCCACUUUGCCCAGCUGCUGAGCUACUGGCAGUUCGUUGGCAAAGACAAAAGUGCUAUGGCGGCUGAAUACUUUGAUUCACUGAAGCAAUAUGAGAAGAAAUGCGAGGAUGAGGAGAGCUUGGUGUGCUUGGCAGGUCUCUGUGAAACCCUGGGGCGCUUUCUCAAAGACCUAGGUCUGCUCAGUCAGGCUGUUGUCCCUUUGCAGAAGUCCCUAGAAAUUCGAGAAACUGCUCUAGACCCUGAUCACCCCAAAGUGGCUCAGUCCCUCCACCAACUCGCCAGCGUGUAUGUGCAGUGGAAGAAGUUUGGCAAUGCAGAGCAGCUGUAUAAACAGGCCCUGGAAAUCUCCGAGAAUGCCUACGGGGCCGACCACCCCCACAUCGCUCGGGAGCUAGAGGCACUUGCGACUCUGUACCUAAAGCAAAAUAAGUAUGAACAAGCUGAACAUUUUAGGAAAAAGUCUUUUAAAAUUCGUCAGAAAGCUACAAGGAGAAAAGGCAACUUGUAUGGCUUUGCCCUUCUUCGCCGAAGGGCUCUCCAGUUAGAGGAGCUCACGUUGGGGAAGGACACCACUGACAAUGCUCGGACCCUUAAUGAACUAGGUGUUCUCUACUAUCUUCAGAAUAACCUGGAAACAGCCGAACAGUUUCUGAAACGUUCCUUAGAGAUGAGGGAGCGAAUCCUGGGACCUGAUCACCCAGACUGCGCACAGUCUUUGAAUAACCUUGCAGCACUCUGCAAUGAAAAGAAACAGUAUGACAAAGCAGAGGAACUUUAUGAAAGAGCUUUUGACAUUCGGAGACAGGCCUUAGCUCCUGAUCACCCUUCCUUGGCUUACACAGUGAAACAUCUUGCCAUCUUGUAUAAGAAAAUGGGGAAACUUGACAAAGCUGUACCUUUGUAUGAGCUGGCGGUGGAAAUUCGGCAGAAAUCCUUUGGCCCCAAGCACCCCAGUGUAGCUACAGCCUUGGUGAACUUGGCUGUUAUCUACAGCCAAAUGAAAAAGCACAUCGAAGCCUUGCCUUUAUAUGAAAGAGCAUUAAAGAUUUAUGAAGACAGCCUGGGUCAGAUGCAUCCUCGAGUUGGAGAAACAUUAAAAAAUUUAGCUGUGCUUAGCUAUGAAGAAGGGGAUUUUGAAAAAGCUGCGGAACUAUACAAAAGGGCAAUGGAAAUCAAAGAAGCAGAAACGUCCCUUUUGGGUGGAAAAGCUCCUUCCCGACACUCAUCCAGUGGAGACACAUUUAGUUUAAAAACCACCCAUUCUCCAAAUGUUUUCCUUCAUCAAGGACCAAGGUAA
Molecule: messenger RNA, 3966 nt
Organism: Suncus etruscus (white-toothed pygmy shrew)
Lineage: Eukaryota; Metazoa; Chordata; Mammalia; Eulipotyphla; Soricidae
Gene: NPHP3
Product: nephrocystin 3
Exons: 27
Coding region: 1-3966 (1321 amino acids)
Biological process (GO): determination of left/right symmetry; kidney development; convergent extension
Molecular function (GO): protein binding
Source: RefSeq, a predicted model, not a curated record